AUGGCUACUCAGGAAGCAGGGAGUGCACACAAGCACGUCACUGGGUUGCAGCCUGAUCAAGAUGGCCUCCAAGAAGGCCGGAUAUCCACCGCCACGGAGUUCUCUCCGCUUAUUUCGACGGCUCCGGCGCUCACGGAAACACGCGUGUUGAACCCUGCGGUGGAACACCCGGAAAACUCCGACCCAAACCCGAAAAACUCCGCCGUCGACGAUGUUGCUGAGGUUGCCUCCAUCAACUCCAACCACUCAGACAAGGACUGGCUCAGCCACGUGAGCUCGUUGCUGGUGUGGGCGCUGCCGCUCAUCCGGUUGUGUGUUCUUUUGUUUCUUGCUGGCGUGGGAAUCACCGUAUCGCAGCCUUCCAUGGACGUUAUCUACUAUAAAUUGGCGUGCCAGAGUCUCAUGAAGAAUAGCCUUGCUCCACCGGCCGAAUUCCGCUGUGACCCUGUCCAGUCGCAGCAGAUCGUGUCCACGUACCUCAUGUGGGACAAUAUCAUCCAACUGGCGGUCUCGUUGGCUACUUGCACCAAGGUGAGUGCUCUUUCGGAUAUCCACGGUCGAAAGCCGUUCCUCACCGCCUUUAUUCUGUGCGUUUGCGUGACAUACUAUAUCGACUAUUUCCUUAUGCUGACGUCGCUGGGCUUCCCCAUGUGGGGUUUGUGGGCUGCUACGGCUAUAGGUUCAUGCACCGGAGGCCUGGCUGCCUUCAUGGCGCUUUUCAAGGCGUACAUCACCGAUAUCACCGUGGCGCUGGAGCGUGUCAACGGCAUCAGUUUCUGUCUUGUUUCUUUUACUGCAGGCCAGCUUGUGGGGCCGCUUUUGUCGUCAGUCUUGCUCUCCCACGCUAGAAGAAAUGAGAAGAUCCCCAAGAUUCCCCGUGUUUCCGAUCCCUCCAUUGCGUCCUCUUUUGCUGUGGAUCCCGCUAAUUUGGUGCCUCGUUCGGAGCUCGUUCCGCUCAAAGUGAGUCUUUUCAUUUUCACCUUGGCAGCCAUCUUCUGUUUUGUUCUUCUUCUCGAGCUGCGCUCUGAGAAGUCCAGAAUGAAGUCUAGAUCGGCUUCUGUCAUCCUGCUUCAGGCGCCAAGGCCCCAUCUCCCCACCUUGUCGUCCAGAAUCUGGCACGGCUUCACCAGCUUCGUUGAGCCUCUUCAGCUUCUUACCUUCCCCACCAAACUACGCACUGAAGAAAAUGCCCACAACUUCAAGAAAAUUCGUUUGUGUGUUUUUCUUCUUGCCAUAGCUGAGCUCUUCUUUGGCGUGACAGUGUUGCUGACCAUGAUCGUGGAGCCGCAGUACACCAUCUACAAGUACGAGUGGGAUUCAGUGACGAUUCUGAAUUUCCUGAUGGGCCGGUCGGUUGCCCAGAUCUUCGGGUUGGCGGUGUUCUUGCCCCUCCUUUACAAACACAUUUUCCCCAGAUUCAAGCAUCUUCGUCCCGUUGCAAACACCUUUGAUGCUGCUGAUUCCUGGGUCAUGGGAUGCGGAUUGUUCUUGUACGCUUUUGACCAUCUAGGCAAGGCGCUUGCACCUACAGGAACCGUCUUUGUUGGACUUGCCUUGGCUGGCUCUUUGGCUACUGUAGUGGGACCUGUGGCGGCAGCGGCUCCAGUGAAAUUUUUCCCAUCCUCCAAAGUUGGUGAGUUCUACGGUGCUCUUGCACUCGCUCAAGGAAUCAUCAGCCUUGUUGCUCCCAUGGUGGUGACAAGUUUGUAUACCUACGGUGUCAAGCAUGGUUUCCCAGGAUUGUCUUACAUUUACACUGCGGCGAUCUUGAUGACGUGCUGUGCCUGUGUUGUGACGGCCCGAAUGGCUGUGAGGGGGAAACGCUCUGUUUCGCCUUCAGUAUAG
Candidozyma pseudohaemuli is the source of this 1845-nucleotide messenger RNA. RefSeq lists its product as uncharacterized. Bases 1 to 1845 code for a protein of 614 amino acids. The record is from RefSeq and is a predicted model, not a curated record. NCBI's taxonomy places the organism in Eukaryota, Fungi, Ascomycota, Pichiomycetes, Serinales, Metschnikowiaceae. Gene Ontology annotation, biological process: transmembrane transport. Gene Ontology annotation, cellular component: membrane. The transcript has a single exon. Gene Ontology annotation, molecular function: transmembrane transporter activity.